AUGAAAAAAAUCUUAUUGUUUGUUGUUGUAUAUCUUCUUAUCUUAGCUAUUGAAUCUGCUCGUCGUCAUCGCCGACAAUAUACUGGAUAUGGUUAUGCUCAACAAUAUGGUUUACAAUAUGGACUUUAUGGUCCAGGUGGUCAAAGAUGGAUGAAUAAUCCUUAUUCAAAUCAACAAGGUUAUAAUUGGAAUAAUAUUCAUAAUAUGAAUCAAGGUAAUCGACGUCCUGAAUGGUAUUAUAAUACAGCAAAUAUCAUGAAAUCUUCAAUUCUCUGUUUUGUACUUUGUAUAUUAUAUAUUCUUAUUGUUUGA
Rotaria sordida is the source of this 312-nucleotide messenger RNA. NCBI's taxonomy places the organism in Eukaryota, Metazoa, Rotifera, Eurotatoria, Philodinida, Philodinidae. The record is from the annotation of a GenBank genome assembly.